AUGGAAGGCCGAGGUUUGACCCUGAGAAGCAAGUCUCGUCGGCAGCGACCUCAGAUUAGCGCCCCCAAACCCAUUUCCGGUCCUCUACCUCCCAAUACCAGGUCUCCAGAUUCAGGUCCACCCGCUAUCCCCACCCGUGAGCGAGCACCCCAGAACGACGCGACUUCGGAUUUGGUGAAACGACGAUACUCGACUCGAUUCAAUACUGCGCCUGAGUUUGAUCUGAGUGCUCAUCCUGUUCCCGCACUUCCAACUCAGAUCCCUGGAGGACUCACCAGAUUGGCACCGACAGGCGCUCCCGGGCCACCGUCACCAGCCGAUCCGAGUGCACCAUCCCUCAAAGUCGACCUCAAUGCUUUACGAGAUCCCAGUCUUCCAGUUGAUAAAUAUGUGGCCGGUCUUCUCGCCAACGCGUCCGAGGAAGAGAUUCGAAAAUACCAGGAAAGCCUACGCAAAGUCAAAAACCGGACCUCCACCGAUCUUCAGCAAAAUGUCUAUCAGAAUCGUACGCAGUUUAUCAAGAUCAGUAAAGAGGCAGAGAAACUCAAAGAUGAAAUGCGAACCCUCCGUUCGCUCAUGGCGGAACUGACAACAGCACUUGGGCAAACGAGCGUGGGAAACACACCGAAUCCAAUGUCGCCAAUGGAGGACUCUUUCCCUAAACGAAAUGCAAACCGCAGCUCGGUCGCCAAUCUAGAGAGCAUGUGGAGCGUGCAGCUACAAACCCUGUGGAAGACAGUGGAAGGGUCACAGAAGUGGCUGCCAGCUGCGCCAGGCCGGCACAUUGUCCUCGAGACCGGCAAUUGGGUGGAGCUGGACUCGGCUACAUGGAAACCGAGACGGCCGAUCCACAUUGUAUUGCUGAACGAUUACCUGCUCGUGGCUGCGAAGAAGCGGAAGCGGGUCGACCAAAGUCAUCCCAACCAUCGAGGGCCUGUUCCAACGAGGCUAGUGGCAGAAGACUGUUGGCUACUCAACGAUGUUGAUAUGAUCGAUCUCGGAGCCAAUCUGGGAACGGGGCCAGCGCGUGAGGAGGCUCUGGAUCGGGGUAUUGGAAGGUCGAUCAGUAUUCGUGUGGGGUCCAAGCCUUUCACAUACCGUCAUGAGGAUGCAGGAACUAAGCAGGAGCUUCUGGCAACUUUCCGCAAGACUGUGGAGGACCUCCGCCGAACGAUGCGCUCAGAAACUGAGGCGGCCAGCAAGCCCCUGGAAACAUAUGGGUAUCUGGCUGGUCGGCAUCUUUCCCUUGCCAAGGCGCCCGAGGCAUUUGAUUUGUCCGAUAGCCCAAGGGACAAAUCUGAGAUACGCAUCGAUGUGGAUGGGAAACAGCAAAACCUGCGUUGGGUUGAAGGGCAGGUCGACGAUCUUGAUAUUGAUAUUGCGCUCCAACGAUUCGAGGGGUCUGUGUGCAGCAUCGAGCGGCUACGGAAGUUGGCAAAGAGCCUUAGGAGCAAUCCCAUUGCACAGGAUGUCAUCAAUUUCAAGGUCGACGGGCGAGCGACUCGGCUUGCUGGCAUUCUCUCGCGGGCACUGGUCGACAAACACUCAUUCCCGGUGGCUACAAAGACUCAUGUCACCUGGUUAACUCGGUUAGGGUUUGAGGAUCAGGCCCGUGAGACUUACCUGAAGGCACGCUCGGAUGUGAUUGGCCAACGUAUUCGGGCUUGUAUCUUUGAGGGCGAUCUCCCUCUCUACAUCUUCCAGAUCUCCUACGUUUAUUUCACUCUGAUCAAGCACACCAUCGGCAUCUAUCAAAAAUGCUUCCCUAGCGCCAUGAGCAGCUCUUGCAUUCGCUGGGCGAAGGAUCACCUUGACGGGUUCAAUGCCCUGCUCAGCCGGCAGCUCAGCAGCGUACAACGUGGCACAUCGGUUUGGGAGAAAUGCCUUGAGAUUGUGCAUGAACAUGCUGCUCUUUUGGUGGAAGUAGGCGUGGAUUUCACGGACUUGGUAGCUCGUGGGCUGGAAGACAGUGUUGAGGGAUCCUUCGAAGGGCCACGCACCGUCCAACCCGGGGAGCUGGCACUAGCGUCGUCCCCAACGGGCAAUCUUUAG
This is a messenger RNA of Penicillium bovifimosum, 2052 nucleotides long. Its product is annotated as exocyst subunit EXO84. The transcript has 3 exons. Gene Ontology annotation, biological process: intracellular protein localization; exocytosis; Golgi to plasma membrane transport. The record is from RefSeq and is a predicted model, not a curated record. Gene Ontology annotation, cellular component: exocyst. Lineage: Eukaryota; Fungi; Ascomycota; Eurotiomycetes; Eurotiales; Aspergillaceae. The coding region runs from base 1 to 2052 and encodes 683 amino acids.